ACCUUAAAGAAGAUGACGGAAGUAGUAGUAGAAGAAGAAGAACUGUGAACUGGAAGUUCUUUCAUUUUGGCCGAAGAACGAAAAUUGUCUGCUUAUUUUUUCCUAUGAAGUCAGUCUGAGGACCAAAACCAUGAAACGAACUCUAAUGUCUGGCCUGAAAUAAGUCGUGCCGCACACCAAGAGACAGGAAACAUAUCUGUUAAGCAGUUAUCGUGUAGUCGAUCAUAAGAAUUAAACGAAAUCGUUUUCUGACCUGAAAGAAGCUUUGCUGUGCUAUUAGCACGGGAGGCUAACUUAGCUUUAGCUGCCUAACGUUACCGAACUGUGAUUGUGUCGGACUCGUCAGGAAUAUCCAUAAGGACAGGAGUUUAUCAGCUGGAGCAGAGGAAGACAGCAGGAGUUGCAGGGAUUCAAGCAUCCCUUUUCAUCAUCGGGCUGAGAUGACAUCACAGCAGCCACAGCUUCCCAAUGCUGUUAUUCCUCCCCAGCUUGCCCAGAACUCCUCUGCUCAGCAGGCCCGGCCUCACAUUCAGGACAAUCAGCUGGACUCAAGUCAGAGCAGUGCAACUGCUGGGCCUCUGGAUCCCAGAGCUCUGACAGGCAGGCCGGGCUCCUCCGCUGUGGCAGCAGCCAGUGGGGAGGUGGCCAACAGAAACGUCUCUGCCUCCUGCACCAACUCAAGCUUGUCCAGAAGAGAUGGGGGCUUUGAGCCGUGGCCUGAGGAAGCAGUGGACAACUCCCAUGGGCUGUACUCUCUUCACCGCAUGUUUGACAUAGUUGGAGCCCAGCUAACCCAUCGGGAUGUCAGGGUACUGUCAUUCCUGUUUGUUGACGUGAUUGAUGAGUAUGAGCGUGGCGGCAUCAGGAGUGGAAGGGAUUUCCUGCUGGCGCUAGAGCGCCAGGGUCGCUGUGAUGAGACUAACUUUCGACACGUUCUCCAGCUUUUAAGGAUUAUCACCCGCCAUGACCUAUUGCCUUAUGUCACACUCAGAAAACGGCAGGCUGUGUGCCCAGACCCUGUUGACAAGUACCUGGAAGAGACAUCAGUGCGCUACAUUUCCCCAAGAGGAGCAGUGCGGAGCAAAGAUACUGCGCCUCACAGAAGAACAGGUCCUCACCCAGUCAUUUGCUGUUCUCCGUCAGGACCCCAUGUUGGUCCUCCCCGAACAAAGCCAGCUCCUCCUGUACCAAACCGCAAACGGAGGAGAAAUCAUUCCUCAGCUGACUGCAGAGAGAAGCAAACAUGUGAUAUCCGCCUCCGGGUUCGUGCUGAGUACUGCCAGCAUGAGUCUGCGCUUCAGGGUAACGUCUUCUCCAACAAGCAAGAGGCAGUGGAGCGACAAUUUGAGCGCUUCAACCAGGCAAACACUAUCCUCAAAUCCCGAGACUUGGGCUCCAUCAUCUGUGACAUCAAGUUCUCUGAGCUCACCUACUUGGAUGCCUUCUGGAGGGACUAUAUCAAUGGAUCAUUGCUAGAGGCCCUUAAAGGGGUCUUUAUCACAGAUUCCUUAAAACAGGCUGUGGGCCAUGAAGCUAUAAAACUGUUGGUCAAUGUUGAUGAGGAGGACUACCAGGCUGGUCGACGCAAACUGCUACGUAAUUUGGUCACAAGUGGAGGGAGUCCACCUGGAGCUAGCAAAGACUCUGUAUCUUAGACACUCUCCAGGUGGUAGCAUAAGGGAGAAACGCUGCCGUGCUUUCCCCACAGGGAAUAGAGUGAGAUGUGGUUGUGUCGUUUGAGGUGCCUGAAGUGUGUGCCUGAAAGGAACUGAAGGACUUCCACCGCAUUAAUUCCUAGAGAGCUAAGGUCAUAGGAUAUCUACUUGGCACCCCUAAGCAUAGCAUGUGAGGUGAUUGGGAACUAUGUUAGCAAAAAGAAGAAGGUGUAUACAGGUUGACAUUAUUUUUAAUGUUAAGCUGUUCAUUUUCUUCAAGGAGGAGAAUGCUGAUUCAUUCGUGCAUUGAAUUUAACUAAUUUCUUGUUUCUGGUAUGUUUUCAUUGAAGCAUUGAGCUCAUUGAAACACAUUGUUAUUCUAAAGAUAGAUGAUCUUAACAACCUGUUCAGAGUCCAGUUCUUUUCAAUACAACGAAGUUACUCCCAGUGGGAGUUGUACCUUACUGUCAAACUGGUUUUUCAGGUACAUUACAGAUUGAUUGGAUAAACCCAAUGAGAAAGUGUUCUGUAUGUUAUAUAAAGGCACAGACUGUAGGAGUUAAAAUUAGUUUUUAUAUUUCUUUCAGCGUAUUAUCCUACUUUCCCCAGAGUUUCCUUGUCUGUAAAGAUGGAAUCUUUCAGAGCCUUUUUUUAUUGGCUCAUAUGUGUUCACUGUCAACGUUGUGUCUUGGCUUUGUUUUAACAAAUUCUUUGUUUUACAACAUGGCUUGUUACCAGCAGCUGUGAUUCUGGCCUAAUGUGAAAUUCCAAUUGUCCAGUCACUGCCAAUAUUUAAACUUUGGGGAUCAUUUUAAUGUGUUGAAUACCAUCCAAUGAAACAUUGAGUCAUUCACUGGUGUUUUAGAUUUGUUUGGAUUUGCAAAUUAGGGCCAGUUUCAUUGUCAGCCUGUAACUCUGCUUACUCAUCGUCUCACUCAUGAUAUAACACUGACAAAUUUUAAAAUUUGAAAUGACCCUUAAUAGCUAAUUAACAGCAGUUGAAAAUCACAGACAGUGUGUGUAGAGUUAUCUCAGUUGUGAGGGUAGUAAGAUGCCAGAACAAAUUCACAGUUAAGAUAUUUCACCCAGUUGUUGUUGGACUUGCACAUUAAAUCCUCAGCAGUCUUCUCUGUGGACUUGUUAUGCCUCCAGGUGAAUGAGGAUGUAGUUGAGUCCAUAUGCUCAGUGUUACAAUCACUUUCUUAUCCAGUCGCUUGACACCCAGUUGGACAUGUUAGACAAACUAGGCGUCCAGGUGUCCUUAGUUCGAUCCUUCUCCAUCAUGGGGUGUGGCAUCUCUACAGACAUUCACAAACCAAACUGGAGUUCUUUUUAUUAAGGUUUUGAUACAGGAAAAAACUAACUGUGCGGGUCAACAUAAUAGUAAGGUAUAUAGCAUGUUAAUCUUCUACAAUUAAGUGCGCAGAUCUAGAACAAUAUUAUGCCUAUAGUGGAAGAAUACCACUUUUACAGUGUUGUCAGAAAUGCUAAUUAACCAAAAUGUAAAUUUAUAUUAAUUUCUUUUUGGUAUAUGGAAUGAGGUGGAUUAACAGAAGACAUUAGGUUUGGUGGGUGCCUGUGACAAACCCGUGUUGACAGUAUUACUGAUGAUAACAUUUUAAUUUAAUGCAGUCCUAAAAUACAUUCAGUUGCCUCUUUAUUAGGCACACCUUUUUAGUUCUGAGAAGGCCCCCUGAAGAGGGGAUUGGGGAUUAUGGCCUCACAAAUUUAAUGCAGAUUUUGUGGCUGCACAUUCGUGAUACAAAUCUAGCUAUUGCGCCUCAGAUUACAGGAGCUGUACUCAGCUAAACAGGGUGCAGGAUUUCAACAAGGCUGGUGAUAUAAAACCAAAACUGAUCUGUAGUCAUGUUUAGCUUCAGGAGAUCAGUCGCUGGUACACAUCCAUCCCAUACAGCUUGUUAUUUUUGAGUAGCUUCAACCUUUCCAUUUAUUAGCAUUGCAGUGUAAGCCAGAUUCAGAAAUUGUGCACAUUAAACGUUCCUGGCAUACCCAGACAAGAGUCUGCCCUUGUGUGCCCUUGAGCCUCCUGUGGCUAACAGUCGCCCUUAUCAACAGCUAAUUAAUCAUGUAUUAUUAGAUGUUGAUAAUAGAUGAUGCCAGUGAGAGCGCUGCACAACUGGCAGUUCACCCAUUGCCAGUACAAUGCAAAACUUCUCCGUUCCAGUUGCAAUUUUUUUGGUAGGCUUGUUUGUUCUGUAAUACUUUGUGGAUUAGAAAUACAGACUACUACUGCCGGCCUAUUUAUUUUGCAAGUUUAGAACUUCCAUGCAUGUUAGCGGCCAACUGACUGUAGGCUGUAGUUUCUGUUCUGUUUAAUGCAACUAUUCACAAAAAAUGUGAGUCGUCGACCAACUUUUACACCUGACAAAAGUGACAGUAUUAGACAAUCCUGCAAAAUCCUGGAUUAUAUUUGUGACAACAUCCUUCAAAUUCUUGCUUUCUACAAUAUCUGAGCACAGCAACUAGUAUGCUAUGGGGAGAGAACAAUCGUGGUUACGUUUAUUAAAGAGGCAAAUGUCAAUUGCAGGUCUGUGACGGGAUGGAAUUUCCAGUCUCCUGUACCAAAGUCAGACACACAUCUGCCCAUCCGCCACCCCAACCCCCAUACCCUUUCUUUUUUGAGUAGCUGCAUAAAGGACACACUACUUCCUGCAUUGGCACUGAACAUUGGCAUUUGAUGUUAAUCGCACGGUGGUAAGAUAGAAAAGGGGCAACAUAGUCAUACAUUUUUAAACUUUUAAAAUUGUAGCUUUAAAAAAAAGUAAAUUGACAUGCUGAAAUGUCAUCACUGGUUUACCAGGACUGGUUAUGACUCAAUGCAAACUCAAAGUACCUUUGUUUGGAAAUGUUUAAUAUCAGUGAUAAUAUAUCAGUAUAUCAAAGAUGAAGCAUUGCUGUUUUGUGGUGAGAUGAUUUUGAUUUUGUAACAGAGGUAGAUAAGAGACUAAAUGUCAUUUAAGUAAAAUUUGUCAUUUGAAAUGCCAGUCUCUAAUGCUAAUAUUUGACAUGUUUCUGUUAUUCAGUGCACAUAGCCAAAUGGUUGACAUAAAAAAAUCUGUGUACCCUUUUAAAAGUUCAGUGUACGUUUUUACCAAAUAUAUUCUUCCUGCUAAAAACGCUUAUUUUAAAAAUCUUAUCUCUGCUAUCAUACCAUCCAUGGGUACAUAUCAGAACACGCAAGUCAUGAUUGACACGCCACUAUUACUGUGAAUUAAAUAGAGUAGGCCUACAUUUUAUAUUUUUCCUCCAGUGGAAUUUUAUGUUAAGGUUGCAAGUUAGUAUCUAUUAUAUAGGUUUGUGUAUGUUAUGUUGAUUGUAUGUUAUGUUGUCAUUUGCAGCUGUCUUUUACGCAAAAUUGCAUGUAAGCUGUUAUCUCCAGAAAUGUCAUAGAAACUCACAGUGCUAACAUUUUGUAAAUAAUAUUGGAUGUCAGGUUUUCUUACUUCAAUUUUGCAUUUCUUUCAGGAAACAGACAAGUAGGACUGUUAAUAAAUGAAAUGGAUGGGUUUUGUUGAAGUCCCAGCCUAGUUGUUUUUUUUGUCACAUGACAUAUAAAGCAGAGUACAAUUUUCAGAUAAGAGAAUAUAUAGGAUAUAUUUAAACCAUGAGAAUCCUGAUGGAUCAAUUU
This is a messenger RNA of Sander lucioperca (pikeperch), 5304 nucleotides long. It is a transcript of the gene dedd, whose product is annotated as death effector domain containing. NCBI's taxonomy places the organism in Eukaryota, Metazoa, Chordata, Actinopteri, Perciformes, Percidae. Gene Ontology annotation, molecular function: protein binding; DNA binding. The coding region runs from base 441 to 1655 and encodes 404 amino acids. The record is from RefSeq and is a predicted model, not a curated record. Gene Ontology annotation, biological process: extrinsic apoptotic signaling pathway via death domain receptors; regulation of apoptotic process; apoptotic process. The transcript is spliced from 5 exons. Gene Ontology annotation, cellular component: nucleolus.